Molecule: messenger RNA, 643 nt
Organism: Zingiber officinale
Lineage: Eukaryota; Viridiplantae; Streptophyta; Magnoliopsida; Zingiberales; Zingiberaceae
Exons: 3
Coding region: 37-516 (159 amino acids)
Source: RefSeq, a predicted model, not a curated record
GUCCUCUUCUAUUUUCAUUCAUUUCCACAAACACAAAUGUUGAAUGGUAAUGGGGAUGGAGCUCUGCCGCUGGCGUCCUUGAACCACAUCUCCAUCGUUUGCAGAUCGGUGGAGGCGUCGCUCGACUUCUAUCAAAACGUCCUCGGCUUCCGCCCCAUCCGCCGCCCGGGCUCCUUCAACUUCGACGGCGCCUGGCUUUUCAACUACGGUAUCGGCGUCCACUUGCUCCGAUCUGAAGACCCUGAGAAGCUGCCUAAGAAGAGAGCGAUCAACCCCAAGGACAACCACAUCUCCUUCCAGUGCGAGAGCUUGGCGUUGGUGGAGAAAAAGCUGGGGGAGUUGGGGAUACCGUACGUCCAGAGCGGCGUGGAGGAAGGCGGAAUCUAUGUGGACCAGCUCUUCUUCCACGACCCUGACGGCUUCAUGAUCGAGAUCUGUAACUGCGACAGCCUGCCGGUGAUCUCUCUAUCUGGCGAACCCAUCAUGGCCUGCAAGAGAGCGGUCACCCUAUGUUAGAAUAAUAGAUCAUGUUUGUUUCUUAAAAGAAAAUAUGAUAAUGAUAGUUGAACGCGGAAAAAUAAAUCGAUUGUUAUCUUCAGUCAUUGAAAUUUGAAGAACGUUUGACAUCCCUUUUGAUGCUUAA